This is a messenger RNA of Saccharomyces eubayanus, 1239 nucleotides long. It is a transcript of the gene PDX1, whose product is annotated as Pdx1p. The transcript has a single exon. Lineage: Eukaryota; Fungi; Ascomycota; Saccharomycetes; Saccharomycetales; Saccharomycetaceae. Gene Ontology annotation, cellular component: pyruvate dehydrogenase complex. The record is from RefSeq and is a predicted model, not a curated record. Bases 1 to 1239 code for a protein of 412 amino acids. Gene Ontology annotation, molecular function: dihydrolipoyllysine-residue acetyltransferase activity. Gene Ontology annotation, biological process: pyruvate decarboxylation to acetyl-CoA.
AUGCUAAGCGCAAUAUCCAGAGUCUCCACUUUGAAGCCAUGUACGAGAUAUUUAGCCAGAUGCAAUUACCACGCAUCCGCUAGACUGUUUGCAGCAAAGCCGUUUUGCAUGCCCGCAAUGUCCCCCACUAUGGAAAAGGGCGGAAUUGUGUCUUGGAGAUAUAAAGUCGGUGAACCAUUCAAUGCGGGCGAUGUGAUACUAGAGGUUGAAACUGAUAAAUCUCAAAUCGAUGUAGAGGCACUGGACGACGGUAAGUUCGCCAAAAUCAUAAGAGAUGAAGGCUCCAAAGAUAUUAAUGUUGGUGAACCUAUUGCCUAUAUCGCCGAUGUGGAUGACGAUCUAGCUACCAUAACACUGCCCCAGGACAAAGCUGAUACGAAAAAACCAAAACAAUCCACUAGUAAAAUGCCAACCCCAGAAAAAAAAGAGGCAGGAAACCAACAGCGCAAUGAACCUACGAAAAAAGAAACGAAGAGAACUAACGAUAGCCAGGCCAGUCCCGAACAGACCUUCCUACCAUCAGUAUCAUUACUACUCGCAGAAAAUGGUAUAUCCAAACAAAAGGCCUUGAAGGAAAUUAUUCCAUCCGGAUUCGGCGGUAGAUUGUUGAAAGGUGAUGUGCUAGCAUAUCUAGGGAAAAUACCACAAGAUUCAGUCACCAAGAUAACAGAAUUCAUCAAAAAGAGUGAACGUCUCGAUUUAUCGAACAUCAAACCUAUACAACUCAAGCCCCAGGAAAAUGAACAAGCCCAAAAGAAAGUUCCUGGCAAACAGGAAAUCCCACCCUUACAAUUCGAAGAGCAGUUGGUGUUCCAUGCUCCAGUUUCUGUUCCCUUUGAAAAACUGCGUGAGUCACUUAACACUUUCAUGAAGGAGGCUUACCAGUUUACUCAUGAAGAACCACUAACAGACGCAAAUUCUAAAUAUUUUGAUCCUGUCUUCGAGGAUCUUGUCACGUUGAACCCAAGAGAACCAAGAUUUGAAUUUUCCUACGGUUUCAUUCAGAUCCCCAAGGCGAACAACACGCAGGAUGCUUACGGACAAGAGGAUAUAUUCGAUCUCCUAACAGGCGCAGAUGCCAACGUCUCAUCAGAGAAAUCCGUCGAAAAGGACUCCUUUUCCGGAAAGAACGAAUACUUGCUAACCUUAAAUGUUAAUGUCAAUAACAAGAAAUUUAAUGACGCCGAGGCCAAGGCAGAAAGAUUCGUUGACUACGUAAGAGAACUGGAAUCAUUUUAG